AUGCAUUUGCAUGGGAACAAGGAUCGCCUCUAUGUCACGCUCUAUGCCCGCGGCGGGCAGCCCAAGAUGCCGGGGCUAGAAGACACUUAUCACUGGGCGUUCAUCGUUGGACCGAAAGAAGAGCGGAAAGAGGGCGCUCGCGGCAGACGAUUUCACGCGAAGGAGAUUAUCGCAAACCGCCAAUCGGUGUGGAAAUACGAAGCACGCGGAACCACCCUAGGCCCGACCUCUAUGCUUUUAGUCCGAAUCAUGGUUGGCAAGGUUGCAGACCUUGAUCGCCUUAUCGCCGUGUUCGAGAAUACCCCAAUCCGCGGCGGGCAGCCGGGAUACGACACGUGGAACUGCGUGGCGUGGAUCCAAGAGGCGCUGGAAUCUGCCGAACGGGAUGGGAAAGCCCUCGGGGCAGCUGUGACCGACUGGAGCUCUGUACGUGACACUGCGAUGUGGUAUGUUUCGAAGAAAAAGAGUGAGCACCGAUUCGACGGCCAGGCACACUUCGAUCAGUCUAAGACGCCAACAUGGGAUAUCCUGGAGAAGCGAGAGACGAUUCCUUGA
Messenger RNA from Penicillium chermesinum, 555 nucleotides. RefSeq lists its product as uncharacterized. NCBI's taxonomy places the organism in Eukaryota, Fungi, Ascomycota, Eurotiomycetes, Eurotiales, Aspergillaceae. The coding region runs from base 1 to 555 and encodes 184 amino acids. The transcript is spliced from 2 exons. The record is from RefSeq and is a predicted model, not a curated record.